Meleagris gallopavo (turkey) is the source of this 5548-nucleotide messenger RNA. NCBI's taxonomy places the organism in Eukaryota, Metazoa, Chordata, Aves, Galliformes, Phasianidae. The record is from RefSeq and is a predicted model, not a curated record.
CUUUUUUUUACAGUGAAUACCACAUCUGUCACUAAGCCUGUCUCUACUGCAAGCUAUGAGGCAAGUAGUGGAAACAAAACUGGUGAAAGUGCAAAUGACACUUACUGUGGUGCGACACCCAAGCCUCACUCCUCUCCUCCUACUAUACAUCGCCAAGUUGAAAGAAGGCGAGAACUGGUACGGUCUCAGACACUUCCACGAACUACAGGAACACAGGCCAGGAAAGCACUUUUUGAGAAAUUUGAGCAAGACAGUGGAAAAGGAAAAGGACAAUCCAGACCUAAACUGAAGAGAUCGCAGAGUUUUGGGGUUGCCAGCGCUAGCAGCAUUAAACAAAUUUUGUUAGACUGGUGUCGCUCAAAAACCAUAGGAUACAAGCACAUUGAUCUCCAGAACUUCUCCUCAAGCUGGAAUGAUGGGAUGGCAUUCUGUGCUCUUGUACAUUCUUUCUUUCCUGAAACUUUUGAUUAUAAUAAGCUUGAUCCAGCUAACCGCAAGCAGAACUUCGAGCUGGCUUUCACCAUGGCUGAGAAAAUGGCUCACUGUGAUCGUCUGAUAGAAGUGGAUGACAUGAUGAUGAUGGGCCACAAGCCAGAUCCCAUGUGUGUCUUUACCUAUGUCCAAUCUCUGUACAAUCAUCUACGACGCUUUGAAUAAAACCAUCACCACCCAUCCAGCCAGAAUGAUCAAGUAUAUUAUGCUAAUGGGAAGACUGACAUUUUGCAAAUAGAACACUGUUAGUUCUUGCAAGCAUGUGGACAGUGAAAAGCAUUCAAUUGUAUUUGCUGACUGAAGUGUUGCUGAGCAGUGCCUGUGUACUUUUGGUGCUAAUAGGUAACUCCUUGUCCUGUUGCUACAUUACUGGGCUACAGUUUUAUACGCUGACAAGUAAUUCUGCUAUGAAGAUGUUCCCUCCUAAAAAUACAGGUAAAGCUCUAGGAGGCAGCUACUUCACUUCCACUUCUUUGCUCAGCAUACCACAGAAGUAAUAGCAGUCAGACAAGAAAAAUCCUGGUUAGCAAAUUUGGCAAUAUUACCCCUCCACCAUCCCCAUCCCAUUUCAGCAAACAUGUGCAUGCACACAUUAAAUAGGCACUAUUCUAAGCUCUGGAGAGCAGUGAUCCAGUGUGGACAGGAAUGAAGCCUUUACAGCUUGUUCAGUCCUCACGUUCUCUCUAAUGUGGCCAGGCAGUGUUCCAAAAAAAGAAGUGUGAAAUACAUGGGAACUCUAAAAUGCCUUGGGCUAGUAUCUUUUCAAUAUAAUUUCAAUUAAAUUAAUGUUAAAUCAGCAGUGUCUUCAUUAACUAGAGUGGGUUUAGAUCAGAAUUGCUAGACAAAAAGUUCAUAUUUUAUCUUUUCUGAUUUUCUGUUUGCUAAAUCAACAUAGCUUUGUUUUCCCAUUGAACAUUGUAAACAAAACCAAUAAACAAGCAUAUUUUUUUUUCUAGGGCCUUUUAUCUUAUUUCUAUUCUAAGAAUAGUCUAUAUAAAAUAAAAACUGCCAGCCACAAGCCCUCUACUCAUGCUAGAUAAUGGGUUUUUAACCUGCAUUUAUUUAUGUUCUUUGUAGGUAGUUACAAAGAUGACUUUGGCUCUGUGUUGAUGACCAUUUAUAAUAAAACAUAUCAAAUAUUCUUUAGAAUUACUGCUUCUCUAUAGAAGGAUUUUAUUUUAUCCUUCCUUUCCAGUGAAGUUUACUUAAGAAACCAUGAAUGAAGCAACCACUUUAUCAGAAAAAUUCUGAAAAGAAAAAACCAUGUAAAGGUAGAGUAUAAGCUAACUACUGAAGAGCUGGAUUACCAAGAUCUGUUCAAAGUGUGUCUAGCCUGUUUCUGCAACAUGUUGGAAACAGCUUGGAAGCAUGUUUUAAAUGUGCAUCUUAGUAUGUAUCUGAAGGACAUGUGAUCAAACUAGUAGUAAUCCCAGGCACUGCUCAUACAAGUUUAGUGCAAGUGGACAGAGGACAGGCAAGUUAUUUGUAAUGUGUCUGCCAUUGUCUUUGGUUCUUAACUUUUUUUGAAUGAUCAUAGUUCUGACGAAUAAACUGAUCCAACAAACACUGUAAAAAUGAACAAACUGUAGUUGUGUUUUGGAGAAAUGAUCAAAUUAGGCACAAUGAGAAGUGAGUCUGCAGUAGGUAUGUGAUGUGCAUAUUUCCAUUCUUAUAGUAGAAUAUUUUUCAUUGACUAGCAGAGCCAAGUUCCACUGAAGCUAUAUUACUGGCAGUAGCAGCUUUAUACAUUUAAUUUGUUCACAGUUUCAGGUCAUGAAUGAUUGUCCUGUGUGAUUUGAGUGCUAAAGACAUGGUUAAGUGUUUGGCCAAUUUUGGUCUAGUAGCAAAUAAUUAUAAAAAAGGAAAUUCUAGGCAGAAGAAGUUUUGCCGAUUCACUAAGGGGAAUUAACAUUUUUGCUACAGUUUAGCUUGUUCACAUCUACCCAAAAGCUAUUUGCACAGUUUCCAAAAUUCCUCCCACUUUAAAGAGACGAUCAUAAAGAUAUCUUGCCAGCUGGAGAGUAGAAGACUGUAAGCUGGUUUUAACUCCUCAUGGUUUGUAUAUAAGGACAUGAUAGAUAUGGUACUAUCACAUAGUUAUUGAAAAGUACAGUGCACUAAAAUGCAUUAAGAGAAUGCCUGAUCUAUAAUAUAUAGCCUGGAUGAGAUUGUAUGAUUAAAUUUAAUAAUGUAUGUAAAGUAUGCCCCAAUGUUUUUUUAGCAUUUCUAGUUAAAAGUAUGAUGGUAAAUGUAUUUAACAUGAAUGACAAAAGAACAAUAUAUUAAGUCAGCAUAUUGUAUUUUACACAGAUGGAGUGUCUUGGAUUUUUUUUUUUUACAAUUUCCGCACUGUAUCUAAAAUUCAGUACUAUCUCAGAUAGUCUAUUAGCAUCUUUAUCCUACUUCUAAAGGCUAGAUCAAUUUUUUUCUGUGUCAGAUUUUCAAAAUACUCCUAGCAGAGCUAUUACCUACUGUUUAGGUGAUUAUAUUUUUCCUUGUUAAAAUUUUCAAAACCCUCAUACUUUCAGCCUUUAAACAUACUUCAUUCUCUUUAGUCAGUGUUUUUGUUUACAAGCCAUUUCUGAGCAGUUUUGCCUUAGAACAUAGCACUGAAAUAAACUGCAUGCUAGAAGAUUAACCUACAGAAGCUUUGAGUAAUUCUGUUCUCAAAAAGCAAUGCAAGUGACUCUCCAUCUUAUUGUACUAGCCAUAUAUGAAAUUAACAACAAAGAGAAAAGGAUACCUGUUAAAGAUGCACACUGAAAUCUAAGCAGUGCAAGCAUUUUCUUAGGCCGUAGUUCACUGCCACUGUCUAUUUGAUUUUCACUUUUGAAAAAUUAUCUCCAUAAGUGACUUUCAAGUAGCCAAAUCUAUUGACCCAUCUGAAGGCACUGCAUCUGUUACAAAUAGAUAUUAUUACAGUAAGAUUAAAAUGGCAGCCCAAGCAAGUCCAAGGGAUCUGUCCCAAACCUGCCACUGGCAGAGAUUUUAGACUUGUUGAGAGUCUACAGCAUCUCUGCCUCUAAAAAUCCUAGCUUCUGACAAGGUCUUGUAGACAUAAAUGGUAAAUGCCAUUAAAUCAGUACUCAUAUCAUAAGACAAAUAGUGAUAGAAGUGGAGGAAACACUCUAUGAACCUAGAAGAUUCUUGUUUUAUUGAGCAAAGCAGCAAGAAAGUUCUGAUUAGCCUACACAUUCUGGACUGAGAGAGGAAAUACAGGUAAAAUUCCCAGUUCCUCUUUAUCUGCAUUCUGGUUUUGAUGCUGUCCAAUGGAGCACUGUCACGAAUGCUGACUGUGCAAGCAGCAGUACCAAAUACAGCAGUGAUAACUGGGAUCAUCACCUGAUCAAGCAUGGAUGGAAGUAGGGAAGAGAUUGGGAUAGGGCCCUAGGAAAGAAUAUUCCAUGAACUUGAACUUUUUAGGAAAAAAAAAACAACAAAACAACAUUCACUUUGAGAACUAUUCCUCACCUCUAGUUUGUUAGUUUUACCUCAGUGUUUGCCAAUGAUGAAACAUCAAUAAUGCUCUUAUGCAGGGAAAUUGAACUCUCAAGCUGUUAAAGGCUUAGCUGGUUUUUAAAAGUAUACUUAAGCUGCCAUUCCAACUGCUGAUUUUGUCUCAAUAUACACUGCUAAAGAAGUUAUCACAGAACAAUCAAAUAGCCCGGUUUGAAUCUUAUGAACAGGAACUGUCAGCCCCCGUUAUAUUCUACGUAAACCUGUAAAAGAUUGUGUCAUUUAAAAUUUGUUCAUGAUUCAAAAAAGGCUUAAAAAGGACAAAAAUCAGGCUGCAUCCUGUAAUUCCCUCUAAGAAAGUGCCUUCUUAUGUCCACAAACACGUUACAUAGAGACAAUAAUAUAUAAUAAAUUUGAUUUGUUCUAAGAAAUCAUAUAAAGGCCAGAGUCAUGGUGACAGAGAACUACUGCUGUCAUCACACUCUUAUUCCCAUUUCUAAAGCAUACAGUGGUGAUGGGGUGAUACUGUGAUACUGUGAAGCAAGUGUAGUACUUUGCCUUUGGCCAGGGAAUAGGAUACAGUAAUCAAGAUAAUAUUAAAUAAUAAUACUUUUUACAUAAUAAUACAGAUUUACAAUACUAAACAGCGUUUGUAGUAAGAGGUAAAAUGCAUGUUUGAAGUAGAACAUGCAAACUCAUCAUGCAACUCUGUAGCUGCAUAUCACAUUCGUUCAUCUUUCUUCUCAUCCCUACAAGUUAGUUUCAGCUAAUAAUCAGCUACAGUCUCACACUUUAUCCUAAUGCCAGUAAAAUGUGAAAAAGCAAAAAAAACCCUACCCUAUAGUAAUCUUUAACAUGCAUGGGUCUAUGAAUAAAGACUAUGCAGGAAGCAUUUAUUGUUACUGAUAAUAAGUUCGUAUAACAUUGUAAAAUUCAUCCCAUAAAUCUGGGCUUUUUAAUCAUACCUACUAGACAGCUCAGUUUACCUGAUAUCACAUUUUGGAAUAGAUAUAUUAUAUACAUCAAGACACUGUGAUCUUGGAUAGUUAACUUUACACAGUGACCUGCAAGGCAAGGUACAGACUUCAGUCAACUUUUUCUCAUCAGAUUUGUAAAAUGUUAGCACAUUAAACACAGAGUUUGAUAUUUCAACUGCAUUGGAGUUGGUUUUGACUUACGUCUGUCUCUACUGAUUGUGCUGUUAAAUUCAUUUGCAGCUGCUUUUUUUUUCUUUUUUCUUUUCCUGUUGUUGUCGUUGUAUUUACAUGCGCUGUAUUUACAUGCGUGGGAAUUUGGAUGUAGUUUUCAGUACACCCAGCAGCCCAUCUACAAGUUCGCAGUGGAAAGCACUGUGCAGAUCUCAGCACUCUGCAUAUCAGGAAACACCCGGGCAGCAGCUGCUGUGCCGCACCACCUUUCUGCGAGGAUAUGAUAGUGAAGAGAGCAGGUGGUCCUGGGGCAUUUAAUACAAAUUGUAACAAACAUUAAAAUAUGCCUUUGUGAAUUUAGAGAAACGUGUAUGUUUUUGUUAGCAUGAUGUCAAUGUCAAGAUUAUUAUGGUCGUACAUGACAUCACAACGACCACCUGGGCAUCAGUUCG